This is a messenger RNA of Caenorhabditis angaria, 557 nucleotides long. The record is from the annotation of a GenBank genome assembly. Lineage: Eukaryota; Metazoa; Nematoda; Chromadorea; Rhabditida; Rhabditidae.
AUGGGAUUUGCGGAUGGAUAUUUGCCAUGGAUGGGAAGACGUUUUGUUAUGUUAUGCUCGCAAAGUUUGGCUGUUGUUUUCUUCGCCUGUGUUAUCUCGUUCCUUCUCACCGAUCAAAAAGUUAGUUUAACAUUUUUUUGAAUAAAUAAAAAAAUAUUUUUUAGGGUCAAUGGUUCUACACUGCCGCCUAUCUUUCCGCAUUCGUCUUCACUUCCAUCGUUUGGGAACCUUGCUAUCUUUGCGCAUCUGAACUUAUGCCAACUGAUGUUCGUGCAACUUCAACCGCCAGUUGCUCAAUCAUCGGAAGAUUUGCAAACAUCGGAGCAUCAAUGCUUAGCGGACUCAAAACUGUUUAUGAGCCAGGAGUUCAUAUGAUCUCAAUUAGUUUGGGAAUUAUCAACAUUGUUGCCGCCUAUUUUAUGUUGGAAGAGACAAAGAAUUGUAGUUUGGAUAAGGCUGGAGGAGGUGCAAAGGCUGCCGAAAAAGCCAAUGAACAGGAAAUGACUGAUCUCAUUAAGAAGAACGAGGAAUUGGAGGAAGAUGUUGAGAAGAAAUAA